Molecule: messenger RNA, 4491 nt
Organism: Zymoseptoria tritici IPO323
Lineage: Eukaryota; Fungi; Ascomycota; Dothideomycetes; Mycosphaerellales; Mycosphaerellaceae
Product: putative ABC transporter
Exons: 1
Coding region: 1-4491 (1496 amino acids)
Biological process (GO): transmembrane transport
Cellular component (GO): membrane; fungal-type vacuole
Molecular function (GO): ATP binding; ATP hydrolysis activity; ABC-type peptide transporter activity
Source: RefSeq, a predicted model, not a curated record
AUGCAACAAGUUCUCGGCAUCGAUGAUGACUUCAUCCCCCAGAUCUGCUUCGACCAUGUCUGGAACGUCAGGACGGGACACUUUCGACCAUGUUUCCUCCCUGUGCUGGCCAUCUUACCGUCUCUCCUGACCGCCAUCAUCCUACUCGGUCAAGCUCUGAGAAUACUUUUCCCACAUCGGCCAUCAUGGACCAAGCCUUUCGUGGAGCCGCCACAAGAACCGGAGGUUGAGGUCGAACUCGUGAGAUCAAGACGAUGGAGCAAGUUCGUCAUCGCCUUGAUUUCAAUCUGCAGCUUCGGGCUGAUUCUGCAACUCGCGGCAUGUCUUCUGAAGCGACCCAAUGCUACGGCCUACCUCCCGAUCCUCCCAUGGCUGGUCGCUCUUCUGGAGAUCAUCAUCUACCAUCCUCGAAAGACGCCGUAUGCAACGAUGUUCAUUCUGGUCGCGAAUGUCAUCGUGGAGGGUAUACUCCUCGACAAUGACUUCUCACAUCCCAAGCUUGUCCGCAUCUUGUCCGGCUGCAGCAUUGGAUUCGGUAUCUCGGCUAUCCUUGUUCUGCUCACGAUGCCAUACCGAGACCCAUUUCUGCCGCAUAAAGACAUCAGCCCACCUUUUGCGACUCCAUCUUCGAUCAUGAGGAGUCCAGAGGAGGCGUUGAGCUACUGGCAGUUCAUGACGGUCCGAUGGAUCGCUCCGCUCAUGUCCAUCGCUCGGAAACGCCAGCUUGAGGAUGAGGAUGUCUGGGCCUUGCCUUACGAAUUCCAACAUCGCAUUCUUCAUGAGAACUUUCGACAGCUGAAAGGCACUGUCAUUCGGCGCCUGCUCAAAGCCAACGGCAUCGACUUGUUGGUGAUAGUCAUUGUCGCCUUGAUAAACCAGCUGUCUCGCUUCGCUGCUCCGAUCUUCCUCCAACUCAUCUUGAAGUCCAUGCGAGAUGAGUCUUCAAAUGUGGCGCUGAAGUAUGCAGUCCUGGCACUGGUCGGUAGAUUGAUCACGACGCAGACCAGUGUAUUUCAAUUGUGGUUUGGCAGAAGAGCAUACGAGCGCUCACGAGGAGAGAUGAUCACCAUGCUGUACGAGAAGACGCUGGGCCGACAGAUAUCCUUCCUGCCGACGGAUGCGAAGAAGAAGUCGGCCGGGAAUGGAUCCUCCAAUGGUGAUGCGAAUGGCGGUGAUACCAAGAAGACGAAAUCGUGGUGGAGCCGCCUGAUCGCCACCAAGCUCAAAGCGCCGCCUCCAGUCAAAGAGCCAGCUUCCAUGGGCAAGAUCCUCAAUUUGAUGCGCAAUGAUGUGUACGAAGUCGCACAGCGAUUCUGGGAGUUUGACGCCCUCAUCCGAAAACCUCUGUCGGUCAUCGUAUCCGUCGCACUCCUGGUCAGCUUUCUGGGAUGGCCUUCAUUGAUGGCCGUCGGACUUGUCAUUUUCGCUCAAGUCAUGAACGCCAUCCUCGCCAAAAUUCUGGUCUACUAUGAGAAGAAGCGCCGAGUCGCAACGGACACCAAACUUCAACUCAUCUCGCAAUUUGUUGAAGCCAUCCGUCAUUUGCGCUGGUAUGGAUGGCAAGGGCACUGGCUAGAUCGCAUUCUGACCGCUCGGCAAAAAGAGCUGACCUUGCGCAUCUUGUCUUCCACGUGGAAUGUCAUCAUCAGCUUCAUCAACACACUCUCUUACGAACUCACACCUGUCGUCGCAUUCUUCGCAUACACCGUCAUCGCCAAGAAGCCCCUCACGGUCGACAUCGCCUUUCCUGCCAUGCAACUUCUUGGAAUGAUGACCUCCUACCUCCGCGAUCUGCCGAAUCUGAUCAUCGCUUUGAUCAAUGCAUGGGUCGCAGUCGGGCGCAUCGAAGACUUCAUGGCAGAGCCAGAUCUACAUGGUAUGGCAACGGAAGCUCUCAUCGGCGACAAGCUCGCCCUCGGUCAUGCGACGUUCGCCUGGCCAGGCGCUUCCACGCCCGUACUCCGUGACAUCAACAUCUCUUUUCCGGACGGCUUGACGGUCAUCUGCGGUGAAGUUGGCGCUGGCAAGACCGCUUUGUUGCAGGCCCUACUUGGCGAGCUGGACAUGUCCGAGGGUCAACUCAUUCGUCCUCCUGAGCCUAUCGGAUACUGCUCGCAAACACCUUGGCUACAGAGCAUGAGUAUUCGAGACAACAUACUCUUCUCGGCGCCGUAUGAAGCGGAAAGAUACCACGCCGUACUGGAUGCUUGCGCCUUGACACCUGAUCUGGCAGACUUCCAAUCAAGAGAUUUGACUUUGAUCGGAGAGAAUGGUGUCGGCCUGUCGGGCGGACAGCGUGCUCGAGUGGCGUUAGCCCGGGCAGUCUAUAGCCGGACGAAAAUUCUUCUGCUGGAUGAUCCCCUCGCAGCACUGGACCAGCAGACAGCCGAGUCGAUUGUGCAAAACUGCAUCACUGGACCGCUACUCAAAGACCGCACCGUGGUGCUGAUCACGCAUCGCACUGAUCUGGUAUUCGGCAUUGCGGCCCAGAUCGUCCAAAUCAAGGCUGGAGAAGCAAAAGUGUUGGAUCAGGACGAGCUGGCUGACAGUGAACUCUUCUUCAAGCCCGGCGAUGCAGAUGAGUCGACUAGUGAGGAGAAGAAGUCUGCUGCCCAGACCGCGGCGCCGGACAAAUUCAUCGAGGACGAAUUCCGUGCACAUGGAGGUGUCAAGCUCUCAGUCUACUGGCAGUAUAUCAAGGCUGGAAACUUGACAUUCUGGGCCAUCACAAUCUUCGUCCUCAUUCUGUACCGAACGUUUGCGGUCGGCGAGGCGUGGGUCUUGAAAGCGUGGGGCGAGGCAUACAACACCAAGUCAGAGGAGUUUCUGGCAUUCGCUUCCAACGAGAUCAUUUACGCUCAGCAUGCCUCUUCCUCCUGGCCGUUUGGCGAUCUGCCUUCUCCGGAAGACGACAUCAAGCCUUGGCUACUCAUCUUCUUCAUCUUUGCCAUUGGACAAUCACUGUGCUUCGUGGCCUCGCAGGGAAUGCUGCUUGUCAUCGUGUACACGGCAGCGAAGAACAUGUUCAAGGACGUCAUGGAGAAGGUGGCUGGUGCGACCUUCCGCUUCUACGACACCACUCCCGUCGGACGGCUAAUGAACCGCAUGACCUCUGACAUUGGCGUCAUAGACGGCGGCAUCAGCCAGCAGUUCUCCAUGAUCUCCUGGCUCCUCAUCAGCUGGAUGUCCGCAGUGGUGGUCAUCGCCUCCAUUACUCCCGCCUUCCUCGUCUUCACAGUCGUCCUCGCCGUACUAUACGUCGUCAUAUUCCAGCACUUCAUCCCCACCUCCCAAUCCCUCCGUCGGCUAGAAAUGGUCUCCCUCACGCCCCUGAUGUCCAACUUCGGCGAACUCCUCAACGGCCUCGCCACCGUCCGCGCCUUCAACGCACAAUCCCGCUUCCAAGACCGAGUCAUCCACGUCGUCGACACCUUCCAAAAAAUGGACCACUUCUACUGGAGCACCCAAGCCUGGCUCAUGUACCGCUACGACAUCCUCUCCUCCCUCGCGACAUUCUUCCUCUUCGUCAUCGCUCUCGCGACCGACCUUUCCCCCGGCCUCACCGCUUUCGCCCUCGUCUCCGCGACCAAAUUCGUCGACACAACCCAUAUCCUCUGCCGCCAAUACGGCCAACUGCAAAUGGAAUUCGUCUCCGUGGAACGCGUUGUCGAACUCCUCCAUCUCGAGCAGGAACCUAAAGGAACCAUCGAGCCUCCCGCCUGGUGGCCCUCCCACUCCGGCGACAUCGUCUUCAACAAGACUUCCCUAACCUACGCUCCCCACCUCCCCCCUGCUCUGUCCGACGUCUCCCUCACCCUCCCCGCUGGCUCCAAAACCGCCAUCAUCGGCCGCACCGGUUCCGGCAAGUCCACCCUCGCCCUCUCCCUACUCGCCACCAUGGCUCCGUCGAGCGGGGAAAUCCUCAUCGACAACAUCGACCUGAGCAACGUAUCCAAACAAACUCUCCGCGAACGCAUCACCUUCCUCGCCCAAGACCCCGUUCUCUUCCCCGGCACUUUGCGCCAAAACCUCGACCCUAUAUCCUCCCACUCCGACUCCGAAUGCACCACAGUCCUCUCCCGCGUCUGCGCGAAACAAAACUGGUCACUCGACACGAACAUCGAAGCCGGCGGCCGCAACCUCUCACAAGGACAAAGACAACUCGUCGGACUAGCGAGGGCGGUUCUGAGGAGAAGCGCGAUUAUAGUGAUGGAUGAGGCGACGGCGAGUAUUGAUAAAGAGACGGCGGGAGAAAUUGAGAGAGUUAUGGGGGAGGAGAUGGGAGGCAGUACCGUUGUGGUGAUUGCGCAUCGGGUUGAGGCGGUGCAAGGGGCGGAGAGGUGGGUGAGGUUGGCGAGAGGGAGGGUUGUGGGGAGUGGAGUUGUGGGAGAGGGUGGGGUUGCUGUUGAGGGGUUGUUGGAUGGUGAGGAUGGGGAGAGGGAGAGGGAUGUUGAGGAGGGUGGGAGGGAGGAUGAGGAGGGGGAGGGGUAG